Suillus paluster is the source of this 1734-nucleotide messenger RNA. RefSeq lists its product as uncharacterized. NCBI's taxonomy places the organism in Eukaryota, Fungi, Basidiomycota, Agaricomycetes, Boletales, Suillaceae. The record is from RefSeq and is a predicted model, not a curated record. The transcript is spliced from 3 exons. The coding region runs from base 1 to 1734 and encodes 577 amino acids.
AUGUCAUUAAUUCCCAUGUCAACCACAUCACCGAGUCCCCCCAGCUCUCAACCAAUUGCCUCCUCUAGCAGUACUACCCUCACCAUGCUGCCACCCUCCUUGACGCAGCCCUCAACCAAGCGACAACGCAAGCGGGGUGAGCGGUGUCUAGGUUCUUUCUGCCGUUGCCCGCGUGCCUUGCGCUGCAGCCGUAACUUGUGCUCAAGGCAUUGUCGUGAGGUGGGCGGAUGUCAUUUCCAUGGAUUUCAUGAUGGCCUGCCUUCGCAUGGAGAUGAUGAGGAUCUGCACGAUGAGUUUCUGACUGAGGAGCUUGAGGAUGGUAGCUUUGGCUGUGAGGAGCUCCGUCAAGCAUUGAAGGCCUCCCUUGAUGACUUUGGCCUUCCGAUCCCAGGUGCACCAGUCCCUUCUAUGCAUGACCUACUGUCUGCACCACCUGCUCCUAUCCCCUGUGAUCGUGUCCAACUGCCAAGCAUGCCUUUCAAGGCUGAUUCCCCUCCCCCUCCUGUGCUACCUAUGAUGGACCCUAUAUGGGCGACUGAUCUCCGUGCCCGGGCCUGGCAGGAGGCUGAUGAUAAGCGGGCUGAGGAGCGCCGCAAGGAGAUGGAACGAGAAGCGAAGCAGCGCUUCGUGUUGCAUUGGUUUGACUCUGAUGAUGCCACUGUCAGGGUGGAAUGGGUGUCCAAGUGCCCUUACUAUCCUCAAUGGCAGCUUGCCAAUGAUCCCGAGCUUGUUGCCUCCUUGGGCACAGAUAUCCAGAAGAUCGAAGUGUACGAUGCACACUUGCAAUGCUGGAUUCCCACUGCCCUCACACAUACCAUCUCCCUUGAGUCUGGCUAUCAUAUAUUCCUCCGACGUUAUGGUGUCAUGCAGUGCAACUGCUUCCAGGAGCUCUUGAUGGCGUCAAAAUAUGUCUCAUGCCCUCGUCACCUUCGGUUUAAUAUGAGAGGCGAGCGCGACAUUUUGCGAACAAAGCUCAAGGCCAAGCAGGAGCAGGCACCACUCCUAGAUCCCGAGGCCGAGGUUGAGAUCAUCGAGAUAAUGUCCUCCCCUGUCAGCAAAGUUAAGCGCGAAUGGGAGGAGAGUAGCGAGCUUGCUUCAACUCCUGUGCGUCCACGACUCACUGUCGAGGACUUCAACAGCCAUUAUGCAACAUCUAUGUCGCCCACUCCCUCUCCACUCCUCUUCCGCAGUUGCAGCAUCAUCUCUCCCUCAUCCAGUCCCCCUCGCGACACAUUCUCUAUGUCCAGUCCCCCUCGCGACACGCUCUCUAUGUCAUUUUCAUCAUCAGCAUCUUCUGUGAUUUCACUCACAUCCUCGCAUUACUUGACUGCCCCGGUGAAGGUGCACACACAACGACGAGCAAUCUCCGUUAAGGAACCUGCUAUCACUGCCAUUCCUGUACCCGACUAUGAUCCUGCAAAGCUAUGGCAGGUGUGGCCCCACGGCAUGCACACCAUUGAUAUGGUGGCCGGCUUUCAGCAGAUGGAUGACAAGCGCCUGCAAGCAAUGUACCGCCAGCAUGAGUUGUUCCCUCUCAUAUUUGGCAUCCCCUUUGUCAAAGCCACCUAUCACCACAAUCACAAGGUGUGGCGAGUGACCGAUCACACUGUCUUUGCUGAGCAUGAGGCCACGGGUCAUACAUCCUUGGGUCUUUGGUCGCACUACCUUGACGCUCAUUUCAGGGCACUUGGGCAGCAGAGCAAGAAGAGCAAGAAGCCUAGCAAGGCCAAGUAA